AUGCAGUGGACGUUGAUUCUGCUCUUCCUGAUGGCUCAGUGUUGCUUCAUUGACUGUCAGCUCUAUCAGUUUCACUGCAUUAAAGAGAAUAAAAGCUGGACUGAAGCUCAGCAGUACUGCAGAGAGAAACACACUGACCUGGCCACAGUGACUAACAUGAAGGACAUGAAGAGACUCAACAACAUCUCAGCUGGUAGUAAAGACCAAGCUUGGAUUGGUCUGUAUUAUCAAACACAUGGUACCAGAACAUGGCACUGGUCUCUGCCUGGAGUGGAGUUUGAUGAAAGUGAGGCAAACUGGAACCAAGGAGAACCGACUGACAAACAUGGAAAUGAAAUAUCUGAGAACUGUGGGUUUCUGUUUAAUAAUUUUCAGUGGGCAGAUGGAUCUUGUCAUCACAUGAAACUUUUCCUCUGCUACGAUGAUACUGGUAGAAACCAGAAAUACCACUUGAUUCAAGACAAGAAGAGCUGGCAGAAAGCUCAGAUUUACUGCAGAGUGAAUCACACAGACCUGAUCAGUGGAACGAAGCAGCUUCAGGAUGCAAGAGCGGCGAAUGUUUUGAACUCUGUGGGAAAGGAAACGCACGUAUAUUUCGGUUUGUUCAGAGACGCCUGGAAGUGGUCCGAUGGAAGCAGCCUCUCCUUCAGACACUGGCACAAAGGCUUCAGCAAUCAAAAACCCAACAGCGGACAAUGUGCCGUGUUUAAGUUUAAUGAUAAAGGCAGAUGGAGGAACGAGAGCUGUACGGCCAAGAAACACUUCGUCUGUUACGACGAUAAAGUGAUCCUGAUCAAAGAAAAUAAAACCUGGGAGGACGCCUUGACCUACUGCAGAGAUCACCACCAUGACCUGGUCACCAUCACCAACAUGGAUGAUCAGAGAUGGAUCCAGGAGAAAGUCAAGAACGCAUCAACUGAUUAUGUCUGGACGGGUCUGCGCUACACCUGCACUCUGGAUUUCUGGUUCUGGGUCAAUGAUGAGGUGGUCAUCUAUCAGAACUGGGCCAAAGGUGAACCGAUGGACGACUGUGACAUGUCUGGAGCCAUGGAAACGAGAGGAAGACAUCAGUGGAGGAAGAAAAAUGACAGUGAGAAGUUUAAUUUUUUUUGUUCCAAGGAUUGAAACUCAGCCUUUGGAUUUGGCCGGGUUUUUUUUUUGGGACCAAGUUACAUUUAAAAUUUUAACCCUUUACCACAUAAUGUGGGGGGCAGCACGUACACACGAAUAAUUGACAUCAGUAAGACCCUCCUCUGGGCUUUGAUCGGUUGUUUUGAGCUCACGUUGUUUUCUUUUUUAUAAAAUAGUGUAUUCAUAGUUUGAAAUGAAGAAAAACACAAGAACAGAAUUUGAUUUUUGGCUUUAGUAAAAAAAAAAAAAAGCACUGCAGAUGUAUAUAAAUAAUAGAUUUGAUAUGACGUUUGAAUAGUAUAGAAAAUGUAUUUCCAAAGAAAAAAAAUGAAAUAAUGGAUUUUUUGUCUUUCAGUGUGCAAAAAAAGGCCAAACUUCAAGAAUAUGCUUCAGAGGAUGUAAAUAAGUUUUGCUUCAUUACUUGUGUGAAAUAAAUAUUCACACACACUUAUGAUGGUUUUAAAUGCACUGAACGUUUUAUGGAGCGAUUCCUUUUGGGGGUUUCGUUUAGCUUUUUACGCAAUAUCUGUCUUCUGUUUGACGAAUAAAGACCCUUUAUAACGUUUUAUAAGUUAUCAGAAAUUUCAUCAGUUUUGGUUUUGGGGCUU
Xiphophorus hellerii (green swordtail) is the source of this 1739-nucleotide messenger RNA. RefSeq names its product C-type mannose receptor 2-like. The transcript is spliced from 4 exons. Lineage: Eukaryota; Metazoa; Chordata; Actinopteri; Cyprinodontiformes; Poeciliidae. The record is from RefSeq and is a predicted model, not a curated record. The coding region runs from base 1 to 1125 and encodes 374 amino acids.